AUUCUAUGCUAAAUAAAGGGGGUUAUUUAAUAAUUGUUGCAGACGAUAUAUACAAGUCAAAUUAGAUUCAUUUUUUUGUAUUAUUUAUAAAUCAUACAUGAUUAUUGUAGAUUUUAUACAAAAUGACCUUAAAAUAUAUUUCAAUUAAUCUUAAUAUUAUUAAAUAUAUUUACUUUUAGUGAUCGUAUUGAAGAAGCUGAUGUUUAUGUUCAAACAGAAAGGCUUCUUGAUCGACCAUCUUCGCCAUUAUAUAUUCCGCAAGUCACUGGUAGAGAUACUGCUACACAAAUCGAAGAAGGAGAUUUAUUUAAUUUUGAUAUUGAAGUCAAACCAAUUGCUGAAGUCUUAGUUGGUAAAACAUCUGAACAAGCUUUAGUUGAAAUUGCUGAAGAAGAAGAAAUAACGAGAAUUCGUGAACAACAUCGAAAAUAUGAAGAAUUACGUAAUUCUGAAUUAAUUGAAUUACAACGAUUUGAAGAACAAGAAAGACGUUUAAGAACUGAAAAAGAACGUCGAACAAAACAAGCAGAAGAAGCACAUCGUCAGGAACAAGAAUUAGCAGAAAAAAUGGCUGCAAGAGCUUUUACAAGAGCUUAUUUACAAGAUCUUGUACCAAGUGUAUUUCAUAAUUUAAGAGAAAAUGGAUUUUUUUAUGAUCCUGUUGAACAUGAAACUGAAUCAACAUUUAUGCCUUGGUUAAUGGAUAGAACAAUGACACAUGUUAAUAAAUUAGUAAUUGGUCGAAGUCUACUUGAUUCAACUAUUCGAGAUGUUGUUAAUCAACGUAUUGAUCAAUAUCAACGAAUAGAUGAGUCCCAUCGACAAGUAAAUCAUAGUAGUAAGAGAAGAAGUACCACUAGAGAAAACAGUGUUCAUGGUUCUGAAAAAAGUCAACAGCAACGUAAAUCAACUUCAGGAGAAUUACGAGAAACACCUGAAGAUAAUAGAGAUGAAACUAAUACAGAUACCUCGUAA
This is a messenger RNA of Adineta steineri, 975 nucleotides long. Lineage: Eukaryota; Metazoa; Rotifera; Eurotatoria; Adinetida; Adinetidae. The record is from the annotation of a GenBank genome assembly.